AUGAAUCUAAUAAGUGAACUCCGUGAGUUUGACGCACAUAUCGACUACAAGAACGAUAUGGACAGUAUAAGCAAGUUUUUGCUAUUUUUUGAGGAAGGAGGAGAGCUGCCAUAUGUGAACUGCUUAAGAAGGCUUAAAGAAAGCAUUGAAGUUGAUAUGGAAGAUAUAGCGAUUUAUGACGAAACUGGACUUGCAAGUAGAAUUGAACGGAAUGCGAUGUCAUACAUAAAUAUGUUCUACAGGGCAAUAGAUGAUAUUCUUUACAACGAAGAAGAGCUUGCAAUGGAAGAGAAUGAAGGAGAUGUUUUUUUCUUCCACCGGAUCUCGAGAUUCAAGGAGAAGUUUCCUGACAAGAAGGUUUCUGAGGUAUUUCCUUCUUUUUUAUUACGCAGGUACUCACUGAUACUGAAGCCACGGAAAGGAUUGAAAGUAUGUGGAGUCAGAGAAUUGAAGUCAAAGGACAUAGGUGCCUUAAUGAAAGUAAGCGGGGUGGUUACAAAGGUUAGUCAGGUGAAGCCAAGUAUCAAGGUUGCAACAUACAUAUGUGAGAGCUGUGGAACAGAGACGUAUCAACAGGUUGAGGGAGAUGUGUUUGAUUUACUUGAGGAGUGUGGAAGUGAAAAGUGCAGAAUUAAGAACAUACGAGGAACCUUGAUUCUUGUUACAAGAGGAUCAAAAUUUAUCAAACACCAAACGGUUUAUAUACAAGAGUUGACCAGUGAUGUUCCCCAUGGAUGUAUUCCAAGGAUGCUGGUUGUUGAGUGCUACUCUUCAACUGCAGAGAAGUGCAGACCUGGAGAUGUAGUGGUUGUUGGAGGUGUUUUUAUGCCUAAGCCAUAUUAUGGGAUAAAAAGGCUGAAGGCAGGAUUAAUUACAGACACUUAUCUUCAUGCAAUGCAUAUAAAGACGGCUGGAGAUCAUAUAUUUGAGCAUAAAAUGGAAUUGAAAAGAUACUCAGUAGAACAGCUGGUGAGUUCGAUUGCACCGGAAAUAUUUGGGAUGGAUGAUGUAAAGAAAGUGUUGCUACUGAUGCUGAUAGGUGCGCCGUUAAGAGUUCAAUCUGAUGGAAUGAGGAUACGAGGAGACAUCAAUGUACUACUACUAGGAGAUCCUGGAAUUGCAAAAAGCCAACUGCUCAAAACAUGUGCAAAGAUAAGUAAAAGAGGAAUAUAUACGACAGGAAAGGGAUCUAGCGGAGUAGGGCUUACAGCAAGUGUUUCGAAAGAACAGGUGACUGGAGAGAUGGUGCUCGAAGGAGGAGCAUUGGUUCUUGCAGACGGAGGAAUAUGUUGCAUUGAUGAGCUGGACAAGAUGAACGAGAUUGAUAGGGUUAGCAUUCAUGAGGUGAUGGAGCAGCAGAGUGUUUCUGUAAGCAAGGCAGGAAUAAAUACGACGCUGAAUGCACGGUGUUGUGUGCUUGCAGCAGCCAAUCCUGUAAGAGGAAGAUAUGAUAUAAAGCAAAGUGUAGAACACAAUGUAGGUCUUCCAUGCUCACUUUUGUCUAGAUUUGAUGUGGUUGUUAUUCUCAGGGAUGAGCCUGACACUGAAAAGGAUGAGCAUCUUGCUAAGCAUAUAACAUCCAUACAUCUGAAUGAAGAGCUUGACUCGGUGUCUUAUGAUGAGGUUCGUGUGGUUAUUGAAGAGGCCAAGAAGUUGAAUCCGAUGCUUCCCUCAAAUCUGUCGAAGAAAUUAACAAAUGUAUAUGUAAAGGUUAGGAAGGAAUCUUCAAAUAUCACGCCGAGAUAUCUCCUGUCUUUAAUAAGGCUAACUCUUGCACAUGCCAGACUGAGAUUCAGUGAAGAAGCAUGUGAGGACGAUGUCAAUGAGGCAUUAAGAUUGAUGGAGGUCAUGAGAAUACCAACACCAAAACGAAAGAAGGAAGAGAUCUCGAAUAAGCGAGCCAUCUACAACCUUAUUCUCUCAUUAGCGGUUGAUGAUGGAAUCAAAAGAUAUGUUAAACUUGGCAACCUGUGGGACGCAGCGAGAGGGAAGUAUAACGCUGAUGAGAUACAGAAUGUAAUAUCUGAAUUUGCAUCCUGCGGUAUUUGGAUUAAGAACAAUGAUGAAUUGACAAUUUUCAACUAA
Messenger RNA from Ordospora colligata OC4, 2085 nucleotides. RefSeq names its product minichromosome maintenance protein. The coding region runs from base 1 to 2085 and encodes 694 amino acids. Gene Ontology annotation, biological process: DNA strand elongation involved in DNA replication; DNA replication; double-strand break repair via break-induced replication. Gene Ontology annotation, molecular function: single-stranded DNA binding; ATP binding; ATP hydrolysis activity. The record is from RefSeq and is a predicted model, not a curated record. NCBI's taxonomy places the organism in Eukaryota, Fungi, Microsporidia, Ordosporidae. Gene Ontology annotation, cellular component: nucleus; MCM complex. The transcript has a single exon.